CAGUACAAAGUUAAUGGUUCAUACAAAGAUGUGUCAGCUCGAGCCUUCUACAACACUCAAGUUGAUCUGGAGUUUCGCAAACAGUUGGACAGACAUGUGAUCAGUUUGAACAUCAUUGACAAGGUUGAUGACUCGGGAUCCGAGAUUGUUCACUGGAUCACUCACUUUCCUUACCCUCUGUCCAAUAGAGAAUAUGUUUAUGUACGGAGGCACAAGGUGGAUGAUAAGAACAAGUUGAUGGUGAUUGUCAGUCGAAGCACCGAUGGACAUCCCUGCGUACCCGACAAGACCAACCACGUGCGAGUCACCGAGCAUACAUCUAAGAUGGUCAUCAGACCACACACUAGCUUUGAUGAGAAUGGGUUUAAUUACGUGGUGACGUACUUUGACGAGCCCAAAUAUACCAAAAGUGGCUCAGUGUUGUAUGGCCAAGUCCGGCAUUCCAGACUUCGUGGACAAGUUGCAUGA
Molecule: messenger RNA, 468 nt
Organism: Helobdella robusta
Lineage: Eukaryota; Metazoa; Annelida; Clitellata; Rhynchobdellida; Glossiphoniidae
Exons: 1
Molecular function (GO): lipid binding
Source: RefSeq, a predicted model, not a curated record